GAGAUACGCAGGGCACUUUAGCGACGAAAAGAGAGACUUGCGGUAAAGCGUACGAAUUAUGACACCCUUCAAUUCCUGUGCCGCUAUUUAGUGACCCGUAAAGCUGGGGCUCCGGGAGAAGUCGGGGCCGUCGAAGUAGAGUACUAUACUAGCCAGUUAAUUUUUCCUCAUAAUAUUAUUCUAGGGGCUAGUCCCUACUUCAAACAACGCACUAUAGCGUGCGAACGUAGUACUAAUACUUGCGUGACUCUAAUGCGGGCGAGUAACAAGGCGCUAGCUGAUUACGGCUGUCACAGGUGCAUCAAUUUGCCGUUGCCGUGUAGCGAUGAGGUUUUCUCUGGGCCAUUGCCUAGCUAUUUCAUAUUCGUCACCAUGUGUCAAUGAAUGAGUGAAUGAAUGAAUAAGUUUGGCUACUAGAAGAAUCUAUGGUCUUCAUUAUAUUACCACAAUAAAAAGACCAGCAGUAAUAAGUCGUAAACGACCUCAGUAGUCUAAGUCGUUGUUAGUUAUGGCCAGUAGCAAUAAGUCGUUUACGAUGCAUGUGUCCUUUGCGCGGUGUUUGAUACAUUCAACCUUAUCUAAAGGACACAAAGGGCGAAGAAUGGAUUGGCACAUGCUGGACAGAUCAAAGCGAACG
This is a messenger RNA of Amoebophrya sp. A25, 637 nucleotides long. The record is from the annotation of a GenBank genome assembly. NCBI's taxonomy places the organism in Eukaryota, Dinophyceae, Syndiniales, Amoebophryaceae.